This is a messenger RNA of Danio rerio (zebrafish), 1405 nucleotides long. NCBI's taxonomy places the organism in Eukaryota, Metazoa, Chordata, Actinopteri, Cypriniformes, Danionidae. The record is from RefSeq and is a predicted model, not a curated record.
GCAGGUACAUUCAUUCACUAUGCAGUCUGCUCAAUAGACUCACUAAACAAAAGCUCGGCGACACUGAAUCUAACGGCCCGAGUCAAGGGGAGGAAACAUCUCAUCCACGGAAGUUAGAUAAACUUUCUAUGUAUUUUAAAUUCUCACAUAAAGUAGGUCAAAGUCCAGUCGUGCUGGUAACCCGUGCUCAGCUACUCGUGACAGACAUUGAACUGCCUUAUGUCCGUUAACGGAAUCGCGUGAUGACCAAGCAAUGAGAAAACAUGACAUAUGGCAGCGCUUUUUGUGUUAAUGGCGGCUUGAAGAUUACACCGAGCAAUAAUAAUGGUCAUUUUACAUUCAUCCCCCAGCCCCUAAUGUUGUAAAGGGGUUAAAAAUCUAAAACCUCACUGGUCCACAGGUGUGUGGACCACCAGUAUGGACCCCUGGCAAAAUCUAGUGUCCAGAUGUACGGCAUGGUGGCAGAUGCACACGCCGCAUGCUCUGAGAGCUUGUGUGUAUGAAGUGUGUAAACCACUGGUGCCGCUCCUGCUGUGCAUCACGGCCCUGGUGGCUGUGAUUGUGUAUGCGCUGGCCGAUAAUCUACACAGCUUUGUAAGCAGGAUCUUCAUUCCCCAGUAUCACUAUCCUUUUGCGGUGCCAAUUGCAUUCAUACAGGUAUUUCUAAAUCUGCUGGCACUGCUAGCUUUGCACGGUGUGGGUCUGAUCCACCUCAAGCCUUUCUCCCUGAGGCUGGCAGAGCGUUUGUUUGUGCCAGCGGUCUGCGGGAGCGUUCAGUGUGUUUUGGCUGUAUGGGCUGAAGCCUGUACUCACUCUGGCCUGUUCCCGCUGAUUGCCCGGUUCCUCCCGAUGGUCAGCGUGAGCUUGGGUCACCUGUUUGCUCUGAGUAUUCCAGGCUCCAUCCCUGUGUCCUGCUUUCUCACUGUGCUCACUGUCUCCUCCGUCAGCGUCACAGUGUAUAAAGGACUGUAUGCGAUGGAGCCGCUGGAGUUUGUGUAUUCUCCGCUCAGCCUGAUCCUCCACAGCAUCUCUCUGGCCUGGUUAGCUAAAGUGGCCCAAACGGAGCGAAGCAACGCCUCAACCUUUGACCUCUACUACACUCUAACAGUGACCCGAACCCUCUUAUUAGGGUUCCUAUGUGUUCUGCACCCCGAUGGCCCGAAGGCACUGAGUCAGGGCAACUGGCACAGUCUGCUGUUUUGGGGAUACAUGCUUGGGAUGUUGCUGCUUGGUGCCGUGCAGCUUCUUUUUGUGGAUGUAACGGCGCUGUAUUUUUCUGCUCUCCCUGCAGCUGUUCUGCAUGCGACCCGGGGCCUGGUUCUGCCCUUGUUCAGCCUGCUAUAGGACAGACGGGUCAAUCAGAAUGUAGAUCAUUCUGAGGAAAAACAUGCAGUAAUUAACUUAA